This is a messenger RNA of Oppia nitens, 2022 nucleotides long. RefSeq names its product cytosolic endo-beta-N-acetylglucosaminidase-like (gene ENGase). The record is from RefSeq and is a predicted model, not a curated record. The transcript has a single exon. Gene Ontology annotation, molecular function: mannosyl-glycoprotein endo-beta-N-acetylglucosaminidase activity. Lineage: Eukaryota; Metazoa; Arthropoda; Arachnida; Sarcoptiformes; Oppiidae. Gene Ontology annotation, cellular component: cytoplasm. The coding region runs from base 76 to 2022 and encodes 648 amino acids. Gene Ontology annotation, biological process: protein deglycosylation.
AAUAAUUAAUUUCAAUUAUAAUAUAUAUAUCUAACAAAUGAUUCAACGAUAAGACGUCGACAACAACUUCAAGACAUGAUGUCGUCUAUCUAUGAGAUCACCAGUUGUUCACAAUCUAAGCCAUUGCUGACAUUGGAUGCGCUAUUGAAGUGGUCGUCUGCUGAGUCGUCACCGCCGUCGGCAGCAGCGGUGGCGGCGGUCAGCGAUGUUUGUUGCAAAUGUGGGGACAGUUGUUGUAAUGACAGUGAUUUGCAAACAUAUAAGAUAUACGGAUUGCCUGAAGAAGUAGAAGAAGAAGACAUUGAAGACAACGACAACAACAAACACCGUCGCCGCAGCCGACGACGGAAGACACUGUUAUGUCACGACAUGAAAGGCGGUUAUCUGGACGACCGCUACAACAGCGGUACCGACACUGACAAUGCCUAUCGAUUCUUCAUGUGGUCACUUAUAGAUGUAUUCGUCUAUUUUAGCCAUCAUUUUGUUACAAUACCGCCAAUCGGUUGGAUAAACGCAGGCCAUCGUAACGGUUGUCCUGUUUUGGGUACACUGAUUGUCGAAGGAUGGACUCAAUCCAAGUCAAUACUGGAUGUUAUGUUGAAGUCGACGACAAUGAUUGACGAUUGUAUCGAGAAGUUGGUCGAUAUUACCCGAUAUUAUCACUUUGACGGCUGGCUUAUCAAUAUUGAAUCGCCAAUCGAUGUCCACGAUGUCGAUAAUAUGAUCUAUUUUGUUGGACAACUAUCGGAUAAAAUGCAUCGACUGGUCAACGGUAGCCGAAAUCUAGUCAUUUGGUACGACAGUGUUAUCACUGAUGGAUCACUUAAAUGGCAAAAUGAAUUGAAUUUAUUGAAUAAACCUUUCUAUGAUGUCUGCGACGGUAUAUUCUUGAACUAUACAUGGAAUCAAUCAAAUCUGAUGCAGUCGUUAGAGAUGUCCCGCAAAGACAAUCGCAAUUACGAUGUCUAUGUCGGUGUCGACGUAUUUGGCCGAAACUGUUACGGCGGCGGCGGACUCAAUACCAAUCUGGCUGUGCAGGAGAUUGUCAAACAUGAUCUAUCGGUAGCCAUAUUUGCCAGCGGAUGGACCUAUGAAGUUAUGGGCGAAGAAAACUUUACGGAAAAUGAAUACCAUUUUUGGUCACUACUUGCCGACAUAGAUGACCAACAGUUGGCGACGACGACGACGACGGCCACUACCGCCACCGCAACAACACAUCGCAAAAAGUGUCGACAAUUUCCGAUAAUCACUUCAUUUUGUCAAGGAUUUGGUCCGCGAGGACUAUUCAGAUGCGGACAACUGACCACAACUGAGAAGUGGUAUAAUUUAUCUGAACAACAGCUGCAGCCGACAAAUCAUACGGACGUCCAGAUCUAUACGGACGAGGCAUUCAAUGGCGGCGGUUGUCUGCGACUAAAGUCUCAAUCGGUUUACUCCCUGUUUGAUUGUCAGCUGACUAUCAGUCGUCGUCCUCAUCAGUGGCGAUGGUUUUAUGCCAUCACUUAUAAGUUUCUUAAUAAUAAAAAUUUAAAUUUAUUGACAAUUUUAAGAUAUCAAUUGAAUAGUACUGAUAGUACUUCUGGUAAUAAUUUCAAGACAUUAACUCUAUGUUGCAGUGAUAGUAGUCAUAACCAAUUGAUUACCACCAGUGAUGAUGACGACAACGACAAUACUACUAAUGAAUUCUUUUCGAUUCAGUUAAUCGAUUACCGAAACCCCGAUUCUUCAUUGAUGGUCGAAUUAAUCGAAAAAUAUAACAACAAAUUUGGUAUAUUUGAACCGAAAAACAAUUGGAUAACUAACGGGUUUCUGAUUGAAUACCGACCAAUUGGUGCCGCCGCCGAUGAUGGCCAUGUAGUGGUCGUCAAUGGGAUUGACCUGAAAGUAGUGUCGUCGUCGUCGUCGACCACCACCACCACCGAUGCCGAUGACAGUAGUAAUGGCGUACAGAAGCCGCGCACCGCCGCCGCCAUCGACGCCGAUGUCUUAGUCGGACACUUGAUAUUUGAUAACAUUUGUUAA